AUGACCGGCGGCGACGCUGCAGUUGCAGAUGCCUUCCAGGCCGGUCGCAUACCACAGGAGAUCAGCGUCGCGUACCUCGAUGAGGAUCGGGAUACGCCAUCGAUGGCGGCGUCCAUCGCCAUGUUCGUGUUGACCCUGGUGGUUGUUAACGGCCGCGCCUUUUCGAGAUUUUUCCUGAGGAAAAGCUUCGGUGUUGAUGACGCGCUUGCUGUUAUCGGAAUGGCGAUGUUCAUUGCGUUUGUGCCUCUAUGUAUUAUUCUCAUCAAUAUUGGAUCGGGUCGGCACUUUGAGUAUAUCCAGUAUGUCAUGACGCAGGAUACCCUGGAAGAGACGGAGAUUCUCGACUUUACGGCGCAUCUUAUCUACUCGACGGCGUUGCUUUUCUGUCGGUACUCUGGACUGGCGUUUUACUAUCGCGUGUGCGGAAUUCACAACGGUUUCCUCCGAUCGAUUAAGGGCCUCGCGGGCUUCCUCUUCGUCGGGUGGCUGACGCAGAUGCUACUCAUUGUCUUCCACUGUCUGCCGGUAACAGCCAUCUGGCCGUACGAGUGGCAAACGCAGUUCAACCAGUUUAAAUGCUUGCCUUGGGGCUUUGUGUACGGAAUCAACUCCGCCGUCUCAUUGCUGUGCGACUUUGUGUUGUUCGGAAUCCCGAUUGCCAUGCUGAGGAUGCUGGAAAUGACGAGGAAGCGCAAGAUCCAACUGGCCUGUAUCUUGCUUCCCGGUAUCCUUGUCGUCGCCAUCUCUGUCGUCCGUCUCAUAUUGGUCAUUAAUGGCCAAUGGCAACCCGACCAGUCAUGGAUUUAUAGCCCUUUGCUAGCGAUUGAGGUCGCUGAGAUUGGCGCAACACUAAUAGCCCUCUCUAUCCCGGGAAUCAGGCCGCUUGUAGAAGAGACACACAACCGUGUCAUUAUCUGGACAAGCAGACACUUCCCGUGCUGCUUCCGGAGGAGAAAAGACGCCAUGCACGGCGGCUCGUGGGACAGCGAAGCAUCAACCUGGCGAAAUGACCCAACACCAAGGCAAGCAGAUUUCAAAAUGAAGGAUAUCGAGGAGGUCCUCGGGCUGGAGCUUGAGGCCAUUGAAAAGUACGAAUCGAAAUCGAAACCAAAACAUGUGAGCACAAAGCCGGACAGGGCUAGUAAGGUGGCAAUCAAGGAAAUGAUGGAGAACCGCAUAUGA
Molecule: messenger RNA, 1182 nt
Organism: Colletotrichum gloeosporioides
Lineage: Eukaryota; Fungi; Ascomycota; Sordariomycetes; Glomerellales; Glomerellaceae
Exons: 3
Coding region: 1-1182 (393 amino acids)
Source: RefSeq, a predicted model, not a curated record